Durusdinium trenchii is the source of this 415-nucleotide messenger RNA. The record is from the annotation of a GenBank genome assembly. NCBI's taxonomy places the organism in Eukaryota, Dinophyceae, Suessiales, Symbiodiniaceae.
AGUGUUCGAGCUGAAGAAGAUUACUAGCCAGACUCAACACACCCCUGCCUUCUUCGCCAUGUCUGGCCGUGCCCUGCCUGUGGCCCUGCUCUGCUUCGUUGCGAUGAUGAGCUCGGCCUUCGUGGCUCCUGGAGCUGCACGAGAGGGAGCCGCCCUCCGCGGUGCAUCGGAGCGCUCUCUGCUGGCGGUCACUGGUGGCCUGGUUGCCGCGGUACCAGGCCAAGCGCAGGCAUUCUCUGAGACCGAGCUGAACCAGUUCGGCCUGGUCUUCGCCAUCUUCUUCUUGGGAUUCUUCGUCGCGGGAUUGGUGCGCAUGUUCACGGUUGGCAAGCUCUAAGGACCUCUCAAGGCUCGAGGAAAGCCGCUUUUUACCGACCCGAUAUGGAUGUCUGCGCGGAGAACGCGGACUGCGCAG